CGCCAUCGCCAUUUUGGCGGGCGGUCCCAAUGAUUAGCCAAGCAAGGGAAGUUUGCAAAGUAAGCCCCUCAGCCCUCCUUUUUAGUCGGCUUUGCGAGUGUACAAUUAUGUUCACUCCGGGACCUGAAACUCCCCAUUAAUUCAAUUUGUGACGAUUGUAUGUCUGCUAAGAAAAGUCUGCAAAAACUUAAAAACAACAUCAAUGGAGAAGUCAACAUACAAGUGCUAAGGGCCACCAUCGCUAUUACAACCGCCAUCAUGUCUAUUCCUACCGGGGCUGAGUCGCUUAUGUUGAUUUCUUCAAGCAUUCCGACUAACCGGAACUGCACCAUUGAGACUACAAAUUAUUGCAGUUCCCAUGUUCUCGUCAACCCAAAGGUCCACAUGCACAGUGGCUACAACUUAAGUCCCUUGGAGCCUACUGUAGGACCCUCAAAGAGAGACGUCAGCACGUUCACCAAGACCGCCGGUACAGCAAGGGGAGCUGUUGGUGUUUUCACCUAUGAGCUCUUCAAUCCCUCCAAUAAUAAUGAUACUGAGAUAAUAGCUGUCAUGUUCUCUGUGCCCUUUGACUAUAACUUGUACUCCAACUGGUUUGCAGUGGGAAUCUUUAACAACUGCAAACUAUGUGAUCAAACUCUUUAUCAUGAGAUGUAUAACAGUGUGGAGAGAAAAUUUGUUAGGGGUGAAGGAGAUGGCUCCAGUAUCACUUAUAAAGGUGAUCAUGUGACCAUCAAGGCCUCCAUGUCAUGCGGUAGUAGCGCAGUCAUGAAGGUGGAGGUGUGUGACAGUUGAGAGCGUAGUCAUUACUAACCUUAAAACACUGAUGGUGUCUAACUGUAUGACUCAUAUGUGAAGAUCUGAAGUUCAAUUAACAAUUUCAAUGUGAUGUUUCCAGAAUAACUUAAAUACUAAUCAAUAAAUGGCAAACUAAACUGAGAAUGGGUUUGGUUCUGCCUUUAUGAAAACAAGGCAAACAUUAUACUGAACUAAUGAAAUGUAUGUUGUUUUUAUUUUGCACAGAGUAGCUGACUUGACAACAAUGUUAAAAUGAAUAAAUUUAUCCAGUUCAGAUAUACUGUAAAAAUAUGCAUUUUGCUGCUUCAUUCAAGUUCAAAGUUAAAUUGCCACGUGCACAGGAUACAACAGGUUUAAUAGUGUGAAAUUCAUACUAUGUGAGCUCUUUCCCAACAAUGCAAUGAUAAUAAUAAUAAUAAUAAUAAUAAUAAUAAUAAUAUGAAAUGGGAGGUUCGGAUCCUGGAUGCUGAAUGGUUGAUAUGCAGGAAUUGUUAUGCAGUUGAUAUGCAGGAAAAGUACCAUGUGUUAAUCUCAUAAUUCUACUGUACCGGAGCAGCACUGUACAAGGCAGAACAUGAAUAAACUUAUUCUCCCUCUGAAAAAA
Oncorhynchus masou masou (cherry salmon) is the source of this 1402-nucleotide messenger RNA. RefSeq names its product DELTA-sagatoxin-Srs1a-like. The coding region runs from base 160 to 795 and encodes 211 amino acids. Gene Ontology annotation, biological process: pore complex assembly; monoatomic cation transport; cytolysis in another organism. Gene Ontology annotation, cellular component: pore complex. The transcript has 3 exons. The record is from RefSeq and is a predicted model, not a curated record. Gene Ontology annotation, molecular function: channel activity. NCBI's taxonomy places the organism in Eukaryota, Metazoa, Chordata, Actinopteri, Salmoniformes, Salmonidae.